Ciona intestinalis (vase tunicate) is the source of this 1231-nucleotide messenger RNA. NCBI's taxonomy places the organism in Eukaryota, Metazoa, Chordata, Ascidiacea, Phlebobranchia, Cionidae. The record is from RefSeq and is a predicted model, not a curated record.
CGUUUUUCCACGCUGUCAGUCUGCUUAUUGAUGCAUGACAUCAGCUGAGUACAUCAUGACUGUGCAUUAUGCGUUCAUAGACAUCAUGUGUCGUAAUAAAGAAAGAAAUACAGUAUUUUACAACAGUUUUAGGAAGACGUUAAAAUAGUUAAGUUGAUUAAUCAUGAAUCGUAGAGUCCCAAAGCUUAUAAUUAAACCGGAUUCCGGAUCGAGUCGCGCUUCGACACUCAUAUUUGAUGGGACGAAGCCGACAACGCGAAAGAAACGACAACAAGUUAGUUCACUUGCCCUGGACGCCCAGGAGAGUCUUAUUUCUACUAACACCUCGCAACCACCAAGCCCAAGGAAAAAGUUGUAUAGACGACGAUCUAAAUCAUACCAGGAAUUAAACAAAGCGAAAUAUCCUACUUCUUCAAGCAGUGACUACGGAGCAUCUCCGCGAUAUGAGACCCGAUAUUCACCACGAAAAACGACCGUUUCCCAACGUACAGGAAAACUGCAAACGUCCAAAUCGACACCGUCACUUUCUGGCUCAAAUAGCAUCAGAAAAGAAGCCCCAACGGACGUCUCAAAAACGGGAACGCCUUUUUUAAUUCGAGAAUCGAAACUAAGCUCUUUGAAACCAAAUGAUUAUGAUCGAGUUAACAACAGCGAUAGUUCUAGUCGUAUAUCUUUCCGCGUCGGACAACCCCUCACAAAAUUGAUGACGUCAUCAGUGCGUAUAUUCGACGGGACGAAGCCAAUGCGAAAACGUUCUACGAUUUUAAUGUCGGAUUCAAGUGAGAAUGAAAACAUGGCGCCUUCUUCAAUGCCGCCUCCCUUAACGAAAGCAACAUCCGUGGGCGGCAUCAAGGAGUACCUGAAAGAAUACACACGCAAGCGAUUCAAGGCAAACUUACCGGAGGGUAUGGUUUCGAAUCCAAUGCUUGCAGAACUACGCGAGAAACCAGGGCAAAUUGGCGACGCUGCAAGAAAGAGAUCCGAGUCCGCUGUUACCGCAAUGAGGCGCCAGAGAAAACUGAUAAACGCUAACCGUAUAACGCUACCCCUACUCAAACAUAAGCGAGCCAGCUUUCAAGGCUUGGGAAACUUCGAGAGGUCAGAAAGUGACGUAUCAUCGGGAGAUAUAACAGACUCCAUACGCGGCGGCAGUGAUUCGGUACCCGCAAGACGAAAGCGAAAAGCGACAUCGAGCAAAGCAACUCCCAACCAAAACAACCUACAAACGUAG